Nerophis lumbriciformis (worm pipefish) is the source of this 2025-nucleotide messenger RNA. The record is from RefSeq and is a predicted model, not a curated record. Lineage: Eukaryota; Metazoa; Chordata; Actinopteri; Syngnathiformes; Syngnathidae.
AUGGCAUCUAUGGCAGCGUCGGCGCAUGAGUCGAGCUCUGCGCUUGCUGAUGCUUUACUCCCUGCUAGUAUAUUCGCACCUGACCGGGGAGGAUGCGUGGAGGACCCCGGGGACGAGUUUUACGAGGACGGGGACGUGGUCAACGGCGAGCCCGAGGACCGAAGGAUUGACUUCACUAGCAAGCUGGCCCUUGUCAGUCCAAAUGGAGAGCAGUAUGACUCCUUACUUAGCCAGCUAAGGGAAAGGAUGGAAGAGGGGUCUGGAGAGACCAUCUACGUGGUUGGGAUUGGUUCAGAUGGUGGUGAUUGGGGUCUCAACGAAAAAGACAUGGAGGCUUCCGAGGCCACUGUGCGAUCCAUGUGUGCACAGCUGGACUCUGAUCUGAUUCCUCUCAGAGAACGGACUGAGGCAGAGGGUUUGGUACGUGACUAUUUGAUACGUCGUUGUGUCGGGGAGCUGGACUUCCUGGAGGUCCGGGUGGCAGUGGUAGGGAAUGUGGAUGCUGGCAAGAGUACUCUUCUUGGAGUCUUAACACAUGGAGAACUUGAUAACGGCAGAGGUUUUGCUCGCCAGAAACUCUUCAGACAUAAGCAUGAAAUGGAAAGCGGCAGGACAAGCAGUGUGGGCAAUGAUAUCCUCGGAUUUGACCAAGAGGGUCAGGUAGUGAACAAACCAGAUAGCCAUGGAGGAAGUCUGGAUUGGACCAAAAUCUGCGAGAAGUCCUCCAAAGUGAUCACCUUCAUUGAUCUGGCUGGCCAUGAGAAAUACCUCAAGACAACUGUGUUUGGAAUGACUGGACACCUACCAGAUUUUUGCAUGCUUAUGGUUGGCAGUAAUGCAGGAAUUGUGGGUAUGACCAAAGAGCAUCUGGGUCUGGCUUUAGCCCUCAAUGUGCCCGUGUUUGUUGUGGUGACAAAAAUUGACAUGUGUCCAGCCAAUAUUCUGCAAGAGACGUUAAAGCUGCUUCAGAGGUUAUUGAAGUCCCCUGGCUGCAGAAAAAUCCCUGUCCUGGUGCAGAACAAGGAUGAUGUCAUAGUCACUGCAUCCAACUUUAGCUCUGAAAGGAUGUGUCCCAUUUUUCAAAUUUCAAAUGUGACUGGAGAGAACAUGGAUUUGCUCAAGAUGUUCCUCAACCUGCUCUCAUCACGGACGUGCUACAGAGAUGACCAGCCAGCUGAGUUUCAGAUUGACGACACCUACUCUGUACCAGGAGUUGGAACAGUCGUAUCAGGAACUACUUUACGUGGAUUAAUACGUCUGAACGAUUCCAUGUUACUGGGGCCAGACCCUUUGGGCAGUUUCAUAUCCAUUGCUGUCAAGUCAAUCCACCGCAAGAGAAUGCCUGUUAAGGAAGUCCGAGGUGGUCAGACUGCAUCCUUUGCACUCAAAAAGAUCAAGCGUUCAUCCAUAAGGAAAGGCAUGGUUAUGGUGUCCCCAAGGUUGAACCCACAAGCCACUUGGGAGUUUGAGGCAGAGAUUCUUGUUCUACAUCACCCAACUACGAUAUCACCCCGAUACCAGGCUAUGGUCCAUUGUGGUAGUAUAAGGCAGACUGCUACCAUAUUGUCCAUGAAUAGAGACUGCUUACGGACAGGGGACAAGGCCUCUGUCCACUUCCGCUUCAUUAAGACACCUGAGUAUCUUCACUGUGACCAGAGGCUGGUGUUCAGGGAGGGACGCACCAAGGCUGUAGGGACCAUCACAAAGCUUCUUCAGUCCACCAAUAAUUUGCCGUCAAACUCCAAACCUCCACAGAUAAAAAUGCAAUCCACGAAAAAGAUCCUAGUCCGAAAAGAGGACGGAACCACGACAACCAGUGAUGAGGGCAUAACGAUAGCACACUCAACAGGCACAAGCGUGACACAGGGAGAGGGGGAGGAGGACCCUCAGUUAAAGGAGGGCAACAAGGAGAACAAGCCAAAGACUGGAGGAGGUGGAAGAAGAAGAGGUGGUCAGCGACACAAAGGAAAAGGCCAGAACAUUUCUGCGACAGCAGCCUCCACAUCAGGAACGGGAGGAUGCUAA